Molecule: messenger RNA, 450 nt
Organism: Neogale vison (American mink)
Lineage: Eukaryota; Metazoa; Chordata; Mammalia; Carnivora; Mustelidae
Product: ATP synthase-coupling factor 6, mitochondrial
Exons: 1
Coding region: 37-363 (108 amino acids)
Biological process (GO): proton motive force-driven ATP synthesis
Molecular function (GO): proton transmembrane transporter activity
Source: RefSeq, a predicted model, not a curated record
UCCGGACUGAGUGCAAGGUGACUCGGAAGAAUCACCAUGAUUCUUCAAAGGCUCUUCGGGUUGUCCUCUCUCAUUCGGUCUGCGGUCUCAGUUCAUUUGAGGAGGAACAUUGGUGUUACAGCAGUGGCAUUUAAUAAGGAACUUGAUCCUGUACAGAAACUCUUUGUGGACAAGAUUAGAGAAUACAGAACUAAACGACAGGCAUCUGGAGGACCAGUUGACACUGGCCCAGAAUACCAGCAAGACCUCGAGAGGGAACUUUUUAAGCUUAAGCAGAUGUAUGGUAAAGCAGACAUGAAUACAUUCCCAGACUUCAAAUUUGAAGAUCCUAAAUUUGAAGUCAUUGAUAAACCCCAGUCUUGAAGAAAUAAUGUAAAAUUUAUUCGAUAAUUUGUUCUAGAUUCGUUGUACAUCUGGAUCAGAAUAAACAUACAUUUCUCAACUGUCAAA